AUGGCAGCCGCGACUGCCGGCACCGGAUCCCGGUCCCUCCGUGCCGGGGGCUCCUCCCGGGGGUCCCUCCUCGCCCGCCGCCUCCAGCUUUCCCCGCCGGGAUUGCAGUCCGUCACGGGCUCCAGCAGCGCUGUCGUGAUUCCUCAGGAUGUACCAAAACAUUCUCAAGAGAUUCUCUCCUUCAAGCCCAAGCUCAAGACCAUCCAAAUCAUCACCAAGGACGUGAUCCGGGAACUCGUCGUUCCCCAGGAGAAACCCCAAGCGUGUCUCAUCAUCGGGGAGAAGGAAUAUGAGAGGAUCAAGGAGUCAGCUCGAGCCCCGAGCGAGGAGGAGCGCCGGGACAGGCUGAAGAGCCUGAAAGCCAGACAGGACGCUGCUUUCGAAGCCCUGCAAAAGGCCAAGAGCGAGGAGCAGAGAAAGGCAGAGCUGCAGGACGAGAGGGAGCGGCGGAGAGACGUGGAAGAGGAGCUGCAGCAGGAGAAGCAGCAGCUGCUGCAGCGGGCGGCCAGGAUGAGGCUGGAGCAGGAGGAAGAGAUCCGGGCGCUGAACACGCUGUUCCUGGAAGCCAAGUGCAACAUGAUCUGGGACAAGCAGGUCCUGGAGAAGCGCACGAUCCGCAAGGAACUGGCGGACGAGGAGAAGCGGCUGGACAAGAUGAUGCUGAUGGAGUGGGAGAAGGGCAGCGAGGUGCAGGAGGAGCUGGAGUGCCAAAGGAAGCGGGAGCUGCUGAGAGCCAGGCAGGACAUCGCCAAACAGAUGGAGCAGAACGCAGAGGAGCGAGCGCUGAGGGAGGAGGAGCUGUACCAGGAGGGCCAGAGGCACCUGGAGCGGCUGGAGCAGAUGAAGAGGGAGGAUCGCAAGGCCUGGCAGCAGAAACAGGAGCGACGAAAGCAAAUCCAUGCCGAGAUUAAACAAUUCAACGAGGAGAGCCAGAGGCUGCAGGAGGAGCAGCGGGAGCGGGAGAGGCUGGAGGAGGAGCGGGCGCUGGAGCAGCAGCGGCAGAAAGAUGAGCGCGAUGCUGCCUUGGAGGCGGAGAAGGAACGGCUGCGCCUGGAGAAGGAGAAGGAGCUGGCCCGGCUCAGGGUGACGCAGGAGCGGGUCCAGGACUGGCUGGCAGAGCGGGAUGCUCUGAGGGCCAAGAGGAACCAAGAGGCCGCCGAGCGGGAAUGGCGGCGGCAGGAGCUGGAGAAGGCGCGGAAGAAGGCCGAGCUGGAGCAGCAGCUGAGGCAGGAGCGGCUGGAGCAGGUGGCCCAGAAGGAAGAGUACGUGGCCAUGCAGCUGGAGCAGGACCGCCAGGAGUUCCAGAGGGUGCUCAGGGCCCAGCAGGAGCAGCUGGAGCGGGAGAAGCUGCAGUGGGAGCAGCGGCAGCUCCGGCAGCGCGCUCACGCCCAAUACCUGCGGAGGCAGAUCCAGGAGCUCCAGCAGCAGCGGCAGCGGCAGCGGGAGGCUCUGAUCGAGGAGGGCCGGCAGCAGCAGCAGGAGGCUCGGCAGCGCAGCCAGCGCCUCGCCCACUUCGGGCAGCAGAAGCUGCAGGAGCUCAGAGCCACCGGCAUGCCCGAGAAGUUCUGUGCCCAGGUGGAGCGCAAAGCCCAGAAGCGAGCCAAGGCAAUCCUCUCCUAGGCCCAGCCCCGCCAAGAACCAGCUCCAGUUCCCCACCCAUUUGGGGCUCCAUUUCCAUUUCCAUUUUCCUGUGGGGUGUAACCAGACUCUGAGUUCUGCUCCCAUCUCCACCAUCCUGUUGAGCUGGCAGUGGAUGGGUCCAGCUGGAGCUGCCCAGUGCACGGGAAGCCCUGGGGCUGGUGGGAAGGGAAGGGAAGGAGGCAAAGCCUGCAGAGAAAUGUUUGUUUGUCUCCCCAAAGUGCUGACUGCAGCCAGCCCAAGCGUCACCUCUGCCACUGGACCAUCGUGGCUCAAAGGUCUCCAGCCUGUGGACACCCAGGCCAUCAAGGAUUGCCCAAAACAUCCCAAGAGUUGUAGGAAUUCUUGAUUGUGAAAUUCCCUGCCCUCGGGGAGGUACUGAUCAUUCCUCAAUCAGACCAAAUGUAAUCUGGGCUCUUUGGGGCUUUGGGAUUUCACCACCACUCGAGGGAGCCAGAGGAGGACCAGACCUUCCCCAGGACCAUUUCUUUCACCAUCAACAGGACUUCAUCCACGCCCCCCAUCCGACAGGAUGCCAGGUUGGAUUUUGCCUUUGUGGUUUUAAUCCAGUUUUCCUGUAUCAUUGCAUUUAUUGUAAUCUUUCCAUGAAGUUGUGAUUCUGACCUGAAAUCUCUCUCGAGGUA
This is a messenger RNA of Pseudopodoces humilis (Tibetan ground-tit), 2282 nucleotides long. It is a transcript of the gene CFAP45, whose product is annotated as cilia and flagella associated protein 45. Lineage: Eukaryota; Metazoa; Chordata; Aves; Passeriformes; Paridae. The record is from RefSeq and is a predicted model, not a curated record.